Oncorhynchus gorbuscha (pink salmon) is the source of this 520-nucleotide messenger RNA. RefSeq names its product neutrophil cytosol factor 2-like. Bases 1 to 408 code for a protein of 135 amino acids. Gene Ontology annotation, biological process: superoxide anion generation. The transcript is spliced from 3 exons. NCBI's taxonomy places the organism in Eukaryota, Metazoa, Chordata, Actinopteri, Salmoniformes, Salmonidae. The record is from RefSeq and is a predicted model, not a curated record. Gene Ontology annotation, molecular function: superoxide-generating NADPH oxidase activator activity.
AUGACAAGGGAUGAAGCAGGGAAGGCAGUGGAUGCCAGAGACUGGCAGGGAGCCCUGUCUAAACUGAACCAGAUCACUGAACCUACCUCCCGUACUUGCCCUGGGGCAGCUGGAGCCUGCCAUCCAAGUAUGUCUGGAGGACUGCUGUCAAGAGUCUUGUAUAACACAGCAGCUGUCCACUCCAGGUUGAACCAGUUGGACAAAGCCAGAGACAUCCUGCUCUCAGCCUCCCAGGAGAAAGGAGGAGGGGGGCGAGGACUGAACGUGGAGGUGGCUUUACACAGUAUCUAUAAGGGAGAGGUGCUACCCGUCCUCCUGGUGCCAGAGGGAGAGGUGUUCCGGCCCAGGAAACAGAACGUAGAACAGCUGGGACAGAGAGACUUCCUGGGCAAACCAAUGGUUAAGUAAAACCACACCACACUGAUGUACACAGGCACAGUAACAUAGAGUACAUCCCAAAUGACACCUUAUUCCAACAAGGCAGAGUUCAUCUCAGCCUAUGCCUCCCUCCAGUCCCUCG